GCGCGUCACGGCCCGGGCGGGCGGAGAGCAGCGGCGGAAGAUGGCGGGCGCUGCCGGGCCGAGCUGAGCAGCGCUCGGGGCCGCCGCCUCCCUCUGUGUCAGGCUCCGGCUGGGCCCGGGCAGCCGCCGCAGGGGCCGAGUGAGCCCGGCCGUGGGACAUUCACGUGCACCUGAAUUUCAUCUACACGUGCUCAGAGCUGCUGUCAUCUUAACUGAGGUGUUAUCUGGCAUUAUUUGAGCAAGGCAUUUCUGUAUGUGGGUCAUCUGAUGGCUGCAUUGCUGUAGGUGAGCUCAGGUAAGCUUUGUUAUCAAGAAGCAUUUGAAAUAGUGUGUGAAGAUGGCGAGUCUGAUGAGUCAGAGUCUGUUGACCUACGUAGAAGAAGGAAAUGUUCCUGCUCUGAAAGCGCUUCUGGAGAAGUGCAGGGAUGUUGAUGAGAGAAAUGAGAAUGGCCAGACUCCACUGAUGUUGGCUGCUGAGCAAGGCAAUUUAGAAAUUGUCCAGGAGCUUCUCAAGAAGGGAGCUAACUGCAACCUGGAGGAUGCAGACAACUGGACAGCUCUUAUUUCAGCAGCUAAAGAAGGGCAUGCAGCUAUUGUAGCAGAGCUACUGAAUCAUAAUGUCAAUUUGGAGCAUCGAGAUUUGGGAGGAUGGACUGCCCUGAUGUGGGCAUCAUACAAAGGCCGUACUGAAGUGGCUAAACUGCUGCUUGAGAAAGGAGCAAAUCCAAACAUCACAGGCAUGCAAUACAGUGUUUAUCCAAUUAUUUGGGCAGCAGGACGGGGCCACGCAGAUAUAGUCCACCUCUUACUGCAGCACGGAGCUAAAGUGAACUGCUCUGACAAAUAUGGAACCACCCCACUGGUUUGGGCAGCAAGGAAAGGUCAUUUGGAGUGUGUGAAAUACCUGCUGCAGAUGGGAGCUGAUGUUGAUCAAGAAGGAGCUAAUUCUAUGACUGCACUUAUUGUAGCAGUGAAGGGUGGCUAUACUGACUCAGUAAAAGAAAUACUGAAAAGGAAUCCAAAUGUAAACCUCACAGAUAAAGAUGGAAAUACAGCUUUGAUGAUUGCGUCAAAGGAGGGACAUACUGAAAUUGUGCAGGAUCUUCUUGAUGCUGGAACUUACGUGAACAUUCCUGACAGAAGUGGAGAUACAGUGUUGAUUGGAGCUGUUAGAGGUGGUCAUGUUGAAAUUGUGAGGGCCCUGCUCCAUAAAUAUGCUGAUAUAGAUAUCAGAGGUCAGGAUAAUAAAACUGCUUUAUAUUGGGCAGUUGAGAAAGGAAAUGCUACAAUGGUGAGGGAUAUCCUGCAAUGCAACCCUGAUACUGAAACAUGUACCAAGGAUGGAGAAACGCCGCUUAUAAAGGCAACCAAGAUGAGAAAUAUUGAAAUAGUAGAGCUUCUUCUGGAUAAAGGAGCUAAGGUCUCUGCUGUAGACAAGAAAGGAGAUACUCCACUUCACAUUGCUAUUCGUGGAAGAAGCCGAAAACUUGCUGAAUUACUCUUAAGAAAUCCAAAAGAUGGCCGAUUGCUUUAUAGGCCCAACAAGACAGGAGAAACCCCUUACAAUAUUGACUGUAGCCACCAGAAGAGUAUUUUAACACAGAUAUUUGGUGCCAGACACUUGUCUCCCACGGAGUCUGACGGUGACAUGCUGGGCUAUGAUCUGUACAGCAGUGCUUUGGCUGAUAUUCUGAGCGAACCAACCAUGCAGCCACCCAUCUGUGUAGGCUUGUAUGCACAGUGGGGAAGUGGAAAAUCUUUCCUGCUUAAGAAACUGGAAGAUGAAAUGAAGACUUUUGCAGGACAGCAGAUUGAACCUCUGUUUCAGUUCUCCUGGCUUAUUGUAUUCCUCACACUUUUGCUGUGUGGAGGUUUGGGUUUGUUGCUUGCUUUCACAGUGGACGCAAAGCUUGGAAUAGCAGUGUCACUCAGCUUAUUAGCUGUUCUCUACAUUUUCUUUACUGUAAUUUACUUUGGUGGCCGGAGAGAAGGGGAGAGAUGGAACUGGGCCUGGGUGUUAAGUACAAGGUUGGCAAGACAUGUUGGAUAUUUAGAGUUGCUUCUCAAACUCAUGUUUGUGAACCCACCAGAACUACCAGAGCAAACCACUAAAGCUUUACCUGUCAGAUUUUUGUUUACAGACUACAAUAGACUGUCCAGUGUAGGUGGAGAGACUUCCCUGGCUGAGAUGAUUGCUACCCUCUCUGAUGCAUGUGAAAGGGAAUUUGGUUUCCUAGCAACAAGGCUAUUUCGAGUUUUCAAGACAGAAGAUACACAAGGUAAAAAGAAAUGGAAGAAAACUUGCUGCCUCCCAUCCUUUGUGAUUUUCCUGUUCAUCUUGUCUUGUGUUGUUUCUGCGAUUGCCCUCUUGGCAAUUUUUAAUGUGGAGUCAGCCAACAUGACAGUGAAUGUUAUUCUCAUAACAGUGACCUGUAUUGUUGGUUUGGCCUUUUUCUUGAAUUGCCGCACUUGGUGGCAGGUGAUGGAUUCAGUUUUGAAUUCUCAGAGAAAACGCCUUCACAGCGCUGCCUCCAAACUUCACAAGUUGAAAAGCGAGGGGUUCAUGAAGGUUUUGAAAUGUGAAGUGGAACUGAUGGCCAAAAUGGCAAAAACCAUUGACAGCUUCACUCAGAAUCAGACAAGGCUUGUUGUAAUUAUUGAUGGAUUGGAUGCUUGUGAACAGGACAAGGUUUUACAGAUGCUUGAUACUGUGCGAGUCUUGUUUUCAAAGGGCCCGUUCAUUGCAAUUUUUGCAAGUGAUCCACACAUUAUUAUAAAGGCAAUUAACCAGAAUCUCAACAGUGUUCUACGUGAUUCAAACAUAAAUGGCCAUGAUUACAUGCGAAAUAUUGUCCAUUUGCCUGUUUUCCUGAACAGCCGGGGGCUUAGUAAUGCAAAAAAAAUGAUGGUAGCUUCAACAACCAAUGGAGAUAUUCCUUAUGCAGAUAAUGCAGGAUUGCAUGAAGAGGUUGACAGGAGAGUUUCUCAGAACAGUCUUGGAGACAUGACCAAACUUGGUAGUAAAACUGCGCUCAACAGGCGGGAUACUUAUCGAAGGCGCCAGAUGCAGAGGACCAUUACUCGCCAAAUGUCUUUUGAUUUGACCAAGCUGUUGGUCACAGAGGAUUGGUUCAGUGAUAUCAGCCCUCAGACCAUGAGGAGGUUGCUAAAUAUUGUUUCAGUGACGGGUCGUUUAUUGAGAGCUAAUCAGAUCACAUUCAAUUGGGACAGACUGGCAAGUUGGAUCAAUCUCACAGAACAGUGGCCAUAUAGAACAUCAUGGAUCAUCCUGCAUCUUGAAGAGACUGAAGGUGUUCCAGAUCACCUGACUUUAAAAACCAUCUAUGAGAGAAUUUCAAAGAAUAUUCCCACAACUAAAGAUGUUGAACCUCUACUUGAAAUUGAUGGAGAUAUACGGAACUUUGAAGUAUUUUUAUCCUCACGAGCACCUGUCCUUGUUGCACGUGAUGUAAGAACCUUUUUGCCUUGUACAGUGAACUUGGAUCCCAAGCUACGAGAAAUCAUUGCAGACGUUCGUGCUGCAAGAGAUCAGAUGAAUAUUGGAGGACUUCCUUAUCCCACCUUGCCUUUGCAUGAGGCACCUGCUAGAACAACAUCUCUGUUCAGUCAGCCUUCCUCAGCUUGCUCUUCCACAACCUCUUUCAAUGGGCCUUUCAAUAGUGGAGUUUUAUCCCCACAGCCUCACAGCAGUUACUAUAGUGGUAUGACAGGACCUCAGCAUCCGUUUUACAAUCGGCCAUUCUUUGCCCCAUAUCUUUACAUGCCAAGGUAUUACCCUGGCAGUUCUCAUCUCAUCUCACGUCCACCACUAAAAACGAGUUUGUCCAGAGAUCAGAACAAUGGCCUAGGAGCAGGAGCAGGCACAGGGUCAGCCACAGGAGUAUCCCACGUGUCUCUGAGCACAAUGAGUGUGGAAGCCGUGUGUGAGAAGCUAAAGCAGAUAGAUGGCCUGGACCAGAGCAUGCUGCCUCAGUACUCUGCAACUAUAAAAAAGGCAAAUAUAAAUGGCCGUGUCUUGGCUCAGUGCAACAUUGAUGAACUGAAAAAAGAAAUGAAUAUGAAUUUUGGUGACUGGCACCUGUUCAGGAGCAUGAUACUUGAAAUGAGAAAUUCAGAAAAUCAGGCUGCUCAGGAAGAUGCCCGUGGAGCGACGGAGCACGGCACCGCUGCGAUUCCUCACAGCGACCUCACUCGCCGUCCCGGCCACAACACCGAGCUGCCCCACACUGAGCUGACUGGUCUCGCUGGCCAAGCUCCCUACACACUGAACUUCAGCUUUGAGGAACUCAACACUAUUGGUCUUGAUGAAGCUCCUCCACGCCAUAGUAACUUAAGUUGGCAGUCACAAACUCGUAGAACUCCAAGUCUUUCAAGUCUUAACUCCCAGGAUUCUAGUAUUGAAAUAUCAAAGCUUACAGACAAGGUGCAGGCAGAGUACAGAGAUGCAUAUAGAGAGUAUAUUGCUCAAAUGUCACAGUUAGAAGGAGGUGCCAGUUCUACCACAGUAAGUGGGAGGUCUUCCCCUCAUAGCUCAAGUGCUUUCUAUAUGGGCCAGAGCACGUCAGGGGGCUCCCUGCACUCCAGUGCAGAACAGGAAAAAGGAAAAGAUGCUGAACAGAAACAAGAUGAUGGAAGAAAGUCCUUUUUGCUGAAGAGAAAUGAUGUUGAUUACAGUACUUCAGGUGUUUCUACUAAUGAUGCAUCUCCUUUGGAUCCUAUUACUGAAGAAGAUGAAAAAUCUGAUCAGUCUGGUUCCAAGCUUCUCCCAGGAAAGAAGUCCUUGGAAAGAACAAGUAUUUUCCAGGCUGCAGAUUUAAAGCUUAAGGGAGUUACUCUCCGGUAUCAGAAACUUCCCAGUGAUGAAGAUGAAUCAGGGACUGAAGAAUCAGAUAAUACUCCGCUUCUCAAGGAAGGUAAAGAUAAGAAAACAGAUAUCAAAAUAGAGAAGCAGCCCAAAUCUCCAGAACAUGGUUCUGAACCUAUUAGAACCUUCAUCAAAGCAAAGGAGUAUUUGACAGAUGCCCUUUUGGAUAAGAAAGAUUCGUCUGACUCUGGUGUAAGAUCCAACGAAAGUUCUCCAAAUCAUUCCCUCCACAAUGAAGGAGCAGAUGAUUCACAGCUCGAAAAGGCAAAUCUCAUUGAGCUUGAAGAUGACAGUCACAGUGCAAAAAGAGGAAUUCCACACAGCCUUAGUGGCCUUCAAGAUCCAGCUGUGGUUCGCAUGUCUAUUUGCUCAGAAGAUAAGAAGAGCCCUUCUGAAAGCAGCCUGAUAGCAAGUAGCCCCGAAGAGAGCUGGCCAGCCUGCCAGAAAGUCUAUAAUUUAAACAGAACCCCUAGUACAGUCACCUUAAAUAACAACAGUGCUCCAAGCAAUCGAGGUAAUCAAAAUUUUGAAGAAAUACAAGGUAUCAGAGAUCCAUCUCAAAUUAUCCUGCACCCUGGCUCAGGCUCCAAUUCCACUGCAGUUCAGAAUGAGAACCUGAAGACGGUUGCUCACAAGCGAGGCCAGCGUUCAAGCUAUACCAGGCUUUCAAAAGAUUCAUCGGAGCUCCACACCGUUGCAGCCUCAGAGGGCGCUGGUUUUGGAGAAGAGAGAGAGAGUAUCCUGUGAGAAGCAGCCAGGUUAAAAAGAGUAUGCUCAUGAAUUGUAGCUUGGAAUCCUUUGCCAGUCUGUGGUUAUAUUAAUCUCUCUAGUUCAAGCUUUCAAUAUUGUAAAAGAAGGCCUAGAUUAUUGUCAGUCAUUUUCUCUGAAAGGAGGAGUAAUUUUUACAAGAAGCAAACUACUUCAGACCUUCCCCAUAUACAAAAGCAGUAGUUAUCAGCAUGGCAAAUCAGUUCUUUGUUAAAACACUGUGCAAAGGUUUGGUCGGGGCAGAUUUUACAGAGGUAUGGUUUAAUUAUGAAAAGUACAAGGUGAUUUUGCUUUUCUCUUGGGAUAUGUAUUACUUAUCCCAUCUAAGCAUUCCGUUAAUUCUCCAUAUUCACAAGUAAAGUUAAUACUGUCCAUUCUUGUCAUUUGAUGUACAAGAUGCCCAAACAUUGAAUAUUACAAUCUGUGACACCCUUACCAAACUUUGCAUUAAUUUAUGAAUUAAUGUGUGCUACACAAAUUACAUAUGUGGAAAUUUGAGUGUUAAGGUACUUGUUUGGCUAUAUGUAUGCUUUUGCUCUCUGUAUGUUCAGUAGUUACUGUUAAAUUUGUGAACUUUGGGUAGAACGGUGGUAAGGUUUGUAAGGAAUGUUGUUUUGAUGUGUCCCUGGAAUUGGCAGUUAUUUAUAAGGUAAUACUUUAUCAUUGACUUAGUGGAUCCGUUAUUUAUUAUAGGUACGCAAUUUUGCUGUCACUGAAUAGAUGGUCUCAGUAGAUGCAACCACCACAUUAAAAUAUUGUAAGGAUAAAGUAUGAAUAUGAUGUUUGAAUUUAUGAAGCCUUUGUGGCUGUGCAUGGUUUUUCCUUGGUACAGUGUUUAUCAUUUGCUUCUGAAAAGAAAAAUAAGCAGUGUUUGCCAUUUUAAAACUAAUGCAUACCUUUUGGAAUCUUGUCAAAGCUGUACUCCAGCUUCUUUAUUUCUGAAGUACAGUGUUUGCAGAUAUUUUUUGUCAUCUAAGUAAUGUACCUGAAUGGUGUUAUAGCAAAUACUUGUGCUGUCCAGUGAUCUCUGCAUGGUUUUGAGGAAGAAUUGUUCAAGCUAGAGUCUGCUAGUAGAAAGAAAAUAAAAAAUAAUUUGUCAUGUUG
Messenger RNA from Prinia subflava (tawny-flanked prinia), 6757 nucleotides. RefSeq names its product kinase D interacting substrate 220 (gene KIDINS220). The record is from RefSeq and is a predicted model, not a curated record. Gene Ontology annotation, molecular function: PDZ domain binding; protein kinase regulator activity. Gene Ontology annotation, biological process: nerve growth factor signaling pathway. The coding region runs from base 338 to 5632 and encodes 1764 amino acids. The transcript has 30 exons. NCBI's taxonomy places the organism in Eukaryota, Metazoa, Chordata, Aves, Passeriformes, Cisticolidae.